Messenger RNA from Planococcus citri (citrus mealybug), 1349 nucleotides. RefSeq lists its product as uncharacterized. The record is from RefSeq and is a predicted model, not a curated record. Lineage: Eukaryota; Metazoa; Arthropoda; Insecta; Hemiptera; Pseudococcidae. The transcript has 3 exons. The coding region runs from base 442 to 1278 and encodes 278 amino acids.
UAAGGAGAUCAGUGUUCUCCUCGAUCAUUGAUUUUUUUAUGAUAAAAAUAUUGUAAAAUUCUAGGAAAUGAAAUAUUAUCACCAUAAUUUUUCCAACGAUCCGGAAAAGGAUCUACUUUGUGAUUCCGUCCUCUCCCCUCUGUCAUAUUUUUCGCUCAAAUAACUCGUAUAAUGAACUAGGCAAUUUUUUAAACAUCUGUUAGUAGGUAUUUUUAUAAGCCCGUAAUAGGUAGGCAAUGUGCGAAUUUAGAAGUGGGUAUAAUAAUUCUUCGAAUUUAAGGUUAAUUGUCGUCGUCGGUUAAAUUACGCUUGAUUAAUCUUAGCUCUGCUAAUGACUUUGCAACUUUAUCGAUCGUCAUUUGAACUGUACCUAUCUCGUGUUUCAGUAUUGUUCAAACAAAUGAACAAUGUGACGAGGAUAGAUAAGUCGCAAGCAUAAACAUGCGUUUUUUAAUACUUCUCGGUGCUAUAAUUUUAUACGUUAAUUUAUUAAAAUCGCAUUUUCAAUCGUACGCGAUCGUAAUGAACGAACGAUUGCAGAAUAGUUGCGAAAUCAGCGAGAAUAAUUUCAAUCGAUCGUGUAUUUAUCAUAAAAUCGUGUAUUUAAUCGAACAACUACCUUAUGUGUCAAAUUUUUCACCGCUUCAAGCUGGUCCUGUACAACUCGUGAAAUUACCCGAAUAUGCAACGAGUAUUAUGUCGGUGUCGGAGGAAAAACCCAAAUUCCGUUCGUAUUCGUCGAAUAUUAUAUCGUUGAUUAGUAAAAGCUUGGAGUUUUUCAUGGAAUCGUAUGGUAUAAAAAUACCUAUUCCUUCGUUGACGAAGAAUUACCCGGGCAUAGUUGUCGAAGAAUAUACGAACGCCAGUGAACAGAUCGGAGAAGCUCUUCGAAUUGCAGCCCGAAGGAAGAAGAAGGAUAAAAAGUUCGCCAUGGUUUUUCCUUUAAUAGCAACUUUUAAAUUCAUUCUCAUCAAAGCUCUACUUAUACCUAUUUUAAUGGGAAUCAUCGCCAUUAAAAAGAUGUUAGUUGUGGCUGCAAUGGCAGUACCUACAGUUAUAGCCAUGUUACGUAUAUGCCGAUUUGGUCCAGGCGGUUUCUUCCCUGGAGCCGGAGGAUUACAAGCUGCUGCGGCUACAGCUCCUGUGCUAGCUCCUUACGUUGCUACUUCCGAUACAAUUAUUGGCGAUUUCUCGAAUUAUAAUCCUUUAGCUUAUUCGAAUCCUUAUCAUGCCAAUAAACAGCAACAAGCUGAUUACGGAGGUAAAAGUUUUUAUUAAAAGCACCUCGUCGUGUCUUUGAAUUUGUUUUGUUUGUACAAAUUGUUUAUUUAAGUAAAUAAAACCUAUUU